Rubroshorea leprosula is the source of this 1685-nucleotide messenger RNA. The record is from the annotation of a GenBank genome assembly. NCBI's taxonomy places the organism in Eukaryota, Viridiplantae, Streptophyta, Magnoliopsida, Malvales, Dipterocarpaceae.
CAAAAUUGGUCUUCGAUCGUCGAUCGUGAAAGAGGAAAAUCGUGUUCCCGGAUGCGCUGGAUUCUGAGAUUUGAGUAGCUGAAUGGCAAUCGUCCCUGCGGUUUUGCAUUCAGUCAUCAUUGUGAAACCUCAGGGAGUGUUGUUUUUCUUUUAGUGCUUAUUGCUUGGUACGUUUCUGCGCUUGGAGUGGAUCCUAAUGUCUGCUAGGAAAACAGUGGGUUUUAGGAUUUGAAAGGUGGGGUUUUUAGAUUGACUGACUUCGACUGUGUUGGGUCUUCAGGUGGUUUCUCUAAUUCAUAGAUUGUUCUCCUAUAAUUUCUUUUGUGUGGACUUGGCUUGCGGAUUUGAUAGUGCUAGCAAGUAUGACUUGCAGUUUCUUUUACCUGCGUUUCUGAUUAUGGUGUCUGCAGUGGGGAUGAUUCCUGAAGGAAAUUUUCGGUUGGUGAUUUAAUUUUUAGUUGGUGUUGAGUGUUUUUUCUUCCUUUUCUUCCCUUUUGGACUUCAGACUACCUUUCUCUUCCACCUUUUGUUUGCUUUUGGGUUUAGAUGGGUCGGUGAUGGUUGUCAGUGUCCGAUGAGAUCUCUGGGAUUCCUUUAUCCAAUAUCUCUCUCUUCUCGGCAGUAUCUUGAAGUUUUCUAUCUCAAUUCCUUACACUUUUUCUUGCCUUCUGAUUUAGAUGGUGAUUGCUGAUGCUGCGGUGGGGGAGAGCAAGUGGUGUGAAUUAGACACAUUGAGGAGGUGGGUUUUAUUUGAUUUUGUGUUGUGUACUCUGUUUAAUUCUUUUAAUUUCUUACCACAAAUUGUUUUUAUAAUUCGUUUCUAGAUUAUAUACAUGGUAUAGUGGGGUCUUGAGAGCCAAGGUGUGAUGAUUUUAAGAUGCUGCUUUGGCUUUAAGCUCAAUGAUAUGUUCUCGAAAUCUUUUGCAAGUGUGUAGAAGGUUUAUGUUACGUUGGUACUGUUUUAAUGAUAAAAACAUUAUCACACAUUAUCAAUUUAAUUUUCUUGGUGAAAGUAAAGAUCAAGUAGUGUUGAACAUGUUGACUCCUUGUCUGAUUUUGCUCUCCAUCUGUUGCAUUAUAGGUUCAAAUAGCUGUCAUAUCUGUGUGGAUGUCCUAAAAUAUAUAAUCUUGCAAGUUUUAUUUCAGCACAUAGAAAUGAACAUUUAGCAGCCACAUUGAGGUCCUUCAGUGAAGAGCUGAAAGCGAAAGAACCACAAUCUGAGAGGAAAAGGAAGAAAGAAUCAAAGAAAGAUGACAAAGCUACUAGCAUUGUGGUAGAUAUCUCUGAUCUUUGAUUCUGUAUAUGUUGAUAGGUGCUAAUCAUGUCAAGUUAAAAUUUGUAAUGCCUGCUUAGUUGGACACAGAAUCAAAGAAAGAUCACAAAGCUUCUACCAGUGAGGUAGAUAUCUCUGGUCUUUGAUUCUGAAUAUGUUGAUAGAUACUAAUCACGUCAACUUAAAGUUUGAAAUGCCUGCUUAGUUGGUGACAUAAUUUUGAAAGCUUUUUUUUUUUUGAUAGUUAGAUCAUAUACUGCAGUAUCAUGGAUUCAUUUUCAUUUGGUUUGUGACUUUAUGUGCUGCCUGAACUAACUUUAAGCACCUUGGUUUAAUCCAUACUGAUUGGGUCUUGUAUUUACUCAUCCAUGUGUAUUUGUGCUCAAUGUUACCUGUGACUUAAUCUUAUUC